AUGUUGUGGCGCGACGAAGAGGGCCAAGACGAAGGGACAAGGUUUCGCGUGUGUGCCGUGUGCAACUGCCGGCCUUCCCUUCUCAAGGUGCCAAUAAACCUGUGGCAUCUUAUCCUUUCUUUCUGUGACGAUGCGACUUGGCGUCAAACACGCCUGCUAUGUCGUCCUACACAGUUGAGAGUGCCGCUCUCACUCCCAUUUGGGGAAUCGUGGGAUACCUUCUUUACAGAAGGAGCACUGAUCGCCACCGGUGCCACCGGCUCGGUGUACCGGACAAUGCUGAGGGAGGGCGCACCGAACCCUCGUUAUCACAACGCCCCUGUCGCCGUCAAAGUGCUGCAGAAGGGCGAUGUGCAUUCACGUAGGAAGUGGCAAAUUAUUCAGCGAGAAAUUGACUCUCUGCGGAUAUGUAGUCAUCCCCACGUUGUGGAACUCGUCUCGGUGCUGCAGACCCCGACAGAGGUGUAUGUUGUGAUGCAGAACGCCGAGGGUGGGGAUCUGUUUGAUUGGCUUGUGAACAAGAAGGCGCCUUCCGAGGCGGAGGUUAUUCCUGUCGUGAGGCAGCUGUUACAGACUCUCGGCUACAUGCAUGAUUCAUGUGGAGUUGUGCACCGUGACAUUAAACCAGAGAAUAUUCUGCUGAAGCGGGCAGUAAAAACGAAUGAGGUGCCACAUAUCCUCCUUGCGGACUUUGGCUACGCACGCACCUUUGCCGAAGGGACAAACACCUUCCCGAAGAGGACAGAAUCAGGGAGUAUUGGCACCAGCAGCAACUUUCGUAGCAGAAACGACGGAAAUUCGCAUAUGGCGGUCCCAGUGACGAAUGGGACACCCCGUUUGGCACACGAGGAGGUACCCAUUGCUGCAACGCCCUGCGGCACGUUGGGAUUCGCGGCUCCAGAGAUCCUCAUGGUGUCCUCCGAGCGAACCAAAUCUGACAACUCCUCUAGCGUUGCAGCCGACGGUGCCAAGAAACGGCCCGCCACAACUCCACGUGAUGCCCCGGCAUACACGUCUGCCGAGCUCAUGAAGCGGAUGGAUAUCUUCGCGGCUGGCGUGACGCUUUGCAUUCUCCUCACAGGGUACGAGCCGUUUCCGUGUCAGUCGACAAAAGUGCACUUGGAGGCUGUGCGCAACGGUGUCAACUUCGAAGGACCCCACUGGGCACAGGUUUCGGCAGGGAUGAAGACAUUGCUGCGGCGUAUGCUUGCACCCAACGCCAUCGAUCGGCCUACGGCACUUGAGUGCCUGCAGUUCCCGUGCUUUUCCAUUAAUGGCAUGGGUAGCGAUUCCCAAAUAGUGAACUUAUCUUGA
Molecule: messenger RNA, 1314 nt
Organism: Trypanosoma grayi
Lineage: Eukaryota; Euglenozoa; Kinetoplastea; Trypanosomatida; Trypanosomatidae
Product: putative protein kinase
Exons: 1
Coding region: 1-1314 (437 amino acids)
Biological process (GO): peptidyl-serine phosphorylation; intracellular signal transduction; protein autophosphorylation
Cellular component (GO): cytoplasm; nucleus
Molecular function (GO): ATP binding; calcium/calmodulin-dependent protein kinase activity; calmodulin binding
Source: RefSeq, a predicted model, not a curated record